CCCUGGGACUAAUGCAAGUCAUCUUUUCAAUUGCAGUGCAGAAAGAGACUGAGAAUCUACCUGAAUCUAUGUGUAUCUAACUGGAUAGCUUGUAUAGUUUGGUAUUUUCGUGUCUAGCUCACCUGUGAAGAACUUUGAGGUGAAGAAACUGAUGUGCUUGGAAGAAUGAGUUUGCUUCUAGGAAUUCUGUCACUUUUCCAAGUUUUGACCUAUGUGACAAUGAUGGACAAAACAAAAGAUAUUUACGUUGGAGCAGAAGGAAGCACUGUGGAAAUUUACUGUCAUUGUCCUGAUGGAUACCAAGAUUACAUCAAGUACUUUUGCCGUGAUCCUUGUACUGAUGAUGAUAUUCUAAUUAAAUCUGAUGGCUCUGAUACUGUCAUCUCAGAAGGAAGAUUCACUGUACUCGACAAAGUGUCAGAUAUGAUCUUUGUUAUCACCAUCAGAAACCUCCUAAGAGAAGACUCUGGAGUUUAUUACUGUGGAGUAGAAAAAGGAGGUUAUGACAUAACGAGUAAAGUAAAGGUGUUUGUCAGUGGAGCUUUGCCCUAUGUGGCAAUGAAAGACAAAUCAGAGUAUACUUACAUUGGAGCAGAACGAAGCACUUUGGAAAUUUACUGUCAUUAUCCUGAUGGAUACCAAGAUUACAUCAAGUACUUUUGCCGUGAUCCUUGUACUUAUGAUGAUAUUUUAAUUAAAUCUGAGAGCUCUAAAACUUUCAUCGCAGAAGGAAGAUACACUGUACUGGACAAAGUAUCCGAACUGAACUUUGUUGUCAGCAUCAGAAACCUCAUGAUAGAAGACUCUGGAGUUUACCAAUGUGGAGUGGAAAGAACAGGUUACGACAUACUGUGUAAAGUAAUACUGUCCAUCAGCAGAGCACCACUCCUCUCCACCCACACACCUACACCAGCGUCCACCACACAGAGCACUAAACAGAGCGCUAAGCAGAGCACUAAACAGAUGCACAGCACAUCAGGGCCCAUAGCAACAAGUACAGUUACGGGUACAGUUACACUUUCAGAAGCUUCAUCUGCAUUCUGUAUUCGAGUGUGACAUGCCAAUAUUAUCCAUAGCACCUUCUACUUCAUCAGAAGCUGAGCUGGUGAUAUCUGGAGUGUUGGUGGUGCUGUGUGUCAUGCUCUGCUCUUUCUGUACCAGGAUCUCUCUAUAAGGACCUCAUCUGCCUGCACCAAAACAAUGUAAAUACACAUUAAAACCACUUAAAGCAGUGUAACGUAGCACUUUUUUAUCAUGUGA
This is a messenger RNA of Colossoma macropomum (tambaqui), 1260 nucleotides long. RefSeq names its product CMRF35-like molecule 1. Bases 166 to 1056 code for a protein of 296 amino acids. NCBI's taxonomy places the organism in Eukaryota, Metazoa, Chordata, Actinopteri, Characiformes, Serrasalmidae. The transcript has 6 exons. The record is from RefSeq and is a predicted model, not a curated record.